AUCGCCUCCCUCGCCGCCAAGGUGAAGCGUGUGUUCGCUGCGCAGCCUGGGCUUGUGCACGCGCCUGCGCCGUGCAAGGUGUUUGGGGACGUGCACGGGCAGCUUCGCGAUCUGAUGCUGCUCUUUGGCUGGUACGGCAUGCCGACGCACAAGGGCGGCGAUGUGCAGGCGAUCUCGUACGUGUUCAACGGCGACUGGGUCGACCGAGGGCCGCACCAGCUCGAGUGCGUCCUGCGGCCGGCUUCGAUGCUUCAGGCCAUGUACCCGUCGCGAAUCUUCCUCGUGCGCGGCAACCACGAGUUUCGUGACAUGAACGAGGCGAUGGGUCCAGACGGCUUCCUGCACCAUUGCAAGGAGCGGCUGCCCACCUGCUGGACUGCGGCCUACGAUGCCAUCCACGAGGCUUUCGAGUGGCUGCCGCUCGGUGCCGUUGUCGAGAGGCGCAUACUCGUCGUGCAUGGCGGCAUCGGUGACGGGUCUUGGGGCCUGCGCGAGCUGCGAUCGGUGCAGCGGCCGCUGAGCGAUGACCACUACGACGCGGUCACACUGCAGGCUCUGUGGAGCGACCCGAGCGACUCCGACUCGGUGAUGCGCAGUGGCGUGCACUCGUCUGAGCGUGGUGAGGAUAUUCCCGAGUUUGGCGCUGACGUGACCGAGGCCUUUUGCGAGGCGAACGAGCUCAGCGUGGUGGUGCGCUCACACCAGUUUGUGCGGCAGGGCUACAAGGUGAUGCACGGCGGCCGUCUUGUCACCCUCUUCUCCGCGCGCAAUUAC
This is a messenger RNA of Emiliania huxleyi CCMP1516, 774 nucleotides long. RefSeq lists its product as hypothetical. The record is from RefSeq and is a predicted model, not a curated record. The transcript has 2 exons. The annotation marks the transcript as partial. Gene Ontology annotation, molecular function: hydrolase activity. Lineage: Eukaryota; Haptophyta; Isochrysidales; Noelaerhabdaceae.